Messenger RNA from Cladophialophora carrionii CBS 160.54, 228 nucleotides. Its product is annotated as mitochondrial import inner membrane translocase subunit tim9. The transcript has 2 exons. Bases 1 to 228 code for a protein of 75 amino acids. Lineage: Eukaryota; Fungi; Ascomycota; Eurotiomycetes; Chaetothyriales; Herpotrichiellaceae. The record is from RefSeq and is a predicted model, not a curated record.
AUGGAAGCGAAGCAACUCAAGGAGUUUAUGAAGACAUACUCAAACCUCGUUCAACGCUGUUUCGAUGACUGCGUGAACGACUUUACCACCAAAUCGCUGGUCUCAAGAGAAGAAGGAUGCGUGAUGCGAUGCGUCGACAAGUUCCUGAAGGGAUCCGAGAGGUUAGGAGCAAGGUUCCAAGAGCAAAAUGCGGCCAUUAUGCAAUCAGGUCAACUACCAGGGAGAUAA